CGGGUCUACUCGGGUGAUAAUUUGCGCCGUCGGCGGCUUCCGAUAGAAAAAUUUUCCAAUUAUUCUUCCCGCGUCAGCAGCUCAGGCAGGCUCUCAGUCCGUCGUUAACCAUCAGACCUGACGCAUCGUACGUUCCCCCGACUUCCUGCUUUACCAUACCUUUGUAAUAAAAAAUGCCGACCAACACACAAGAAGGAUUCGCCACAAAAGCUAUUCAUGCAGGGCAAGAUCCACUGCAAUGGAAGCACUGCUCAGUCAUACCACCUCUGGUCAUGUCCACCACGUUUCGUCAAGAUGGACCUGCACAGCACAGAGGCUUCGAAUAUGGUCGAUCUGGUAACCCAACUCGUAACGUUCUUGAAGCUUGCUUGGCUUCGAUCGAAGAUGCUAAACAUGCAGUGGUGUUCUCUUCUGGCCUUGGCGCUACAACAGCAAUAACCUCUUUGCUCCAAGUAGGGGACCACAUCGUAUGCGGCGAUGACGUUUACGGGGGUACCAAUAGAUUUUUCCAAAAAUGUGCCUCUAGACAGGGUAUCAAGGUUACCUUUGUCGAUGCUACGAAUGUGAAAAGUGUGGAGCAAGCAUUACUACCAAGUACAAAGAUGGUAUGGCUGGAAACACCCACAAACCCUUUAUUGAAAUUAGCUGAUAUUGAAAGCGUAUCAAAGAUGCUUAAAGACAAACGUCCAGAGAUUCUACUAACUGUUGACAACACUUUCUUAACUUGCUAUUUCCAGCGACCUUUGGAAUAUGGCGCUGAUAUUGUUGUCUACUCCUUAACAAAGUACAUGAAUGGCCACUCAGACAUCAUUAUGGGUGCAGCUGUUACAAAGAGAGCUGACAUUGAGGAAAAACUAAGAUUCAUACAAAAUGCCAUGGGGAUCGUUCCAUCUCCAUUUGAUUGCGCCCAAGUAAACCGUAGCCUGAAAACCUUAGAAUUGCGAAUGCAGCAGCACCAAAAGAAUGGUCUUGCUGUAGCGAAAUUUUUAGAGAAACAUCAACACGUUGAACAAGUAAUCCAUCCACUUCUUCCCACUCACCCACAACAUCAAUUGGCCCUGAAACAAACCAGUGGUCACAGUGGUAUGAUUUCUUUUUACUUGCGAGGAGAUUCCACUAAAUUCUUGAAAGCUCUAAAGCUGUUCACUCUAGCUGAAUCCCUUGGAGGCUACGAGUCUCUCGCUGAAUUACCAUCCGUCAUGACGCAUGCAUCGGUACCGGAGGCUGAACGAGAAAAACUUGGCAUUACUGAUCAACUUAUACGUUUGUCAGUUGGUCUCGAAUCUGAAAAAGACAUUUUAGCAGACCUUGAUCAAGCCUUGAAAGCUGCACAAUAAAGUUGUUAACGGGCUUCACAAUUUUCACACAAAGAAGUACAAUUCACAAAAUCAACUAGGCGUUAGAAAUUAAAAUGCUUU
Diprion similis is the source of this 1418-nucleotide messenger RNA. It is a transcript of the gene Cth, whose product is annotated as cystathionine gamma-lyase. The record is from RefSeq and is a predicted model, not a curated record. Gene Ontology annotation, biological process: transsulfuration. Lineage: Eukaryota; Metazoa; Arthropoda; Insecta; Hymenoptera; Diprionidae. Gene Ontology annotation, molecular function: pyridoxal phosphate binding; cystathionine gamma-lyase activity. The transcript has 8 exons. The coding region runs from base 174 to 1337 and encodes 387 amino acids. Gene Ontology annotation, cellular component: cytoplasm.